AUGGAUGCUUGGAAUAGGUUGAGAGAUAUUUUCCAAGACAACAAACAUUCCCGUGUGGUAACUCUUGAGGACGAAUUGUCCAAUACUAAGAUGGAGAAUUUUCCAAAUGCUUCGGCAUAUCAUCAAUGUCUCAAGUCCCCUGCUGAUCAGUUGAAAAAUGUUGGAGCACCGAUGUCGAAGAGCCACCUCGUCAUUCAACUUGUUUUGGGUCUCACAAGUGCAUAUCAAGGUGUAGGGACGUUAAUUCGGCAGAGUGAUCCUCUACCUUCGUUUUAUCAGGCUCGGUCGAUGCUCACACUUGAGGAAGCCGAAUUGGCAAAGGAGGCUGCCAUGGGUUUGGAGUUGGCAAUGGUGGCUGCCUCACAAUCCGUUUAUGACUCAAAUUCCUCACAUUCGAACCAGUAG
Glycine soja is the source of this 405-nucleotide messenger RNA. RefSeq lists its product as uncharacterized. NCBI's taxonomy places the organism in Eukaryota, Viridiplantae, Streptophyta, Magnoliopsida, Fabales, Fabaceae. The coding region runs from base 1 to 405 and encodes 134 amino acids. The transcript has a single exon. The record is from RefSeq and is a predicted model, not a curated record.